Molecule: messenger RNA, 2601 nt
Organism: Aphidius gifuensis
Lineage: Eukaryota; Metazoa; Arthropoda; Insecta; Hymenoptera; Braconidae
Exons: 6
Coding region: 505-2328 (607 amino acids)
Source: RefSeq, a predicted model, not a curated record
UUGAUAUAAACUUGAUAACACACAACAGAUAAAUAAAUUUAUUCCGAGACAUUAAUAAAAAAUAGCGGCUUUUUGUCUGUUGUGUGUAUGCAGUAGUAGACUUUAAAAAAACUUCUUUGAGUGUGGAAUAUUUAUUUUUUUUUUCUCUCCAUCAUAGUAAUAAUUUUAAUAUUAUUAUUAAGUAGUCAACGAGUUGGUGGAUACAAUCAGUCAUCGUGCUGACAGCCAAACUAUCACCACACAUCUUAUUCAUUUUUUAUUUUAAUAUAUAAAACGUCUUUGGUAUUACUUUGUGCUUUUCUUUUCUUUGUUUUACUCAAACAAGAUACGUGAGCAUUGUUUUAUUUAAAAUUUAAUUUGCGUAUUAAUAAUAAUUACGCUACUAUGUUUGGUGAUAGUAAUAAUCCACGUGGUUCAUUUAAAUCUCAAUAAUAUUAUAAAUAAACUAUUUAUUUAGGUAUAAGUAUAUAUUAUUAUUUUAAAAAAUCAAAAGAAGAAGACAAGAUGCCAACGACACCACUCAAGUUUGACAUGUUUGAUGCUGAAGCUCGACCAAGAGAUUGGGAUCCAAAGCCAGUUACAUUAAAGGGUCCAUUACGUAUUGCAAGAUUAUGCAUAUUUGGUAUGUUAUUGCCUGCACUAUUAGUUACUGGACCAAUUUAUUUACGUUAUCGUGUAUAUGCUGAACAAUUAUAUCCAUUGGCUGCAUCUGAUCAGAGACUCAUUGAUGGAAAAAUAUCAACAACUUGGUGUCAACGUCAAAUUGUCAAAGUAAAUACAACAUUUAAUGCUUAUUUAAUAAAUGGCAAUCCACAAAUGAAAAUUCAACCAACAAUACUUUCAAUGACAAGACAUUUAAUUCUCAAAGAUGAUAUGAAAGAAUAUUGGGGUUUUUAUUUAUUAAGUGGUAGCAGUGUCACAGUAUCAACUUGUGUAAGAUGGCCUGGUGCAUCAUUGACAAUAAUACGUGGACAUAAACAUCUUCAAGAAUGUGCAUUUAUUGGCGAUGACAGUAGUGAAGAAGUUGAUGAAAUUUUAGAAAAUACAGCAACAACACAAAAAGAAUUACUCAAUGGAACUGGCUACGAAAAAAUGAUUCAAGAAAAUGGACAGAGUAAUUUACCUGGUAAAAUGAAAAGAGCUCGAUUUGAUGUUGAAUUUCAUCACAAAGCAAAUGCUCCUUAUCCAAAUGCAACAUUACCAAAAAGUCAAACAAGUGAUAAUUCAAAUGAUGAUACUAGUCAUGAAUUGGAUGGAAUUGCAAUGAAAGAAACAUUGUCAAAGUUAUUUGCCAAAUCAUUUGAUAUGAAAAAUAGAAUUAAAAGUAAUCAAUAUCAUCGUGAGGGUGUAUUUAGAGAUAAUGAUAAUAUUGAAAGACCACCAAUUAUGAUUAAUUCAGAUGAAUUAUUAUGGGAAACAGAAUCUGUUAUUGAUAAAAUUGAACAAUCAAAUAAUAAUAAUAAUAAUAAUAAUCAAACAUCAUCAGAAGUAUUUCAUGAUAUAUUAAAAAAAAUUAAAGCACUUGGUGAUGAUCGUGGUAAACAUGUUUUACAACAAUUAAUGAAACAAUCUGAUAAUGAAAAAACACCAAAAAAUAUAACUGAUGCUAUUAAAAAAGUUAUUUUAGACUCAAAUGAAUCAAAUAAUAAUAAUAAUAAUAAUAAUUUAAUAAAAAUUAAAAGACACGUUGUAUUAAAAUCAUCAUCAUCACCAGAAAUUGUUAAAAUUCUUAAUCAAGAUGAUCAAGAUGAUGAUGUUGGUAUUGAAAAUGAAGAUUUAAAUCCAGAUGGUAUAGCUGAAGAUCGUGGUACUGUCAAUGAAACAACACUAAAUGACAAAAGUAAUUCAGAAUUUUGGAGUUCAUUUAGUAGCUCUGAGGAACGUCUAUUAGAAUGUAAAGGUUUAAUUCUUAAUUUACCAUUAACUCCACAUCAUUAUUGUUCUAAAAAAUAUGAACAUCAUCAUUCAACUGCAUCAGUUGCCAACACAGUAACAUACAGGGUACCUGUUGAUGGUUAUUAUUUUUUUGUUUUUAGUUCAGAAAAUGAAAUUCAACCAAAUUACAUAAGAAUAAAAUUUGAUCUUGUAAAAAAAACUUAUAAUACAUCAAAUUCUGUACAUUCAUGUCAAAAUUCAACCAAUGAAUGCUCAUUACCAUUUAAUUUUUUUAGCUGGGAAAAAACAGUAUUGGAAUUGCCUCUUACUGGUAAUGAUUCUCAAUGGAAUGAAGAUUAUGUUGUUGUAUCACGUUGUGAGCCUAGAACUUCACUUUAUCUUAUUUGCAUUAUUAGUGUUCCCAUAUUAAUUCUCAUAUUUGCAUUUCAUUAAAUUAUUAAAUUAUUAAUUAUUAUGUGUGUUUAACAUAAAUAAAUAAAUAAAUAAGCUGCAGUAUUAAUAAUAAUAAUACUAAUAAUAAAGACAAUUUAAUAUUAUUAUUAUUAUUAUUAUUAUUAUAGGAUAUUAAAAAUCAAAUAGGUAUACAAGUGAUUAAAAAUACAAACUUAAUUUAUUUUAUUUUUUUCCCAUUUUUAUGUAAAAGUGUAAAUUGCGUAAAGUUGCGAUAACUAAUAAAUUAAUCCUUGAGGAUAUCAUGAGCCUUGU